AUGCGGGCUCUGGCUGUGGAGAGGCCUCCAUGGGAUGCGGAGAGGCAGCCGUCGGGCAAGAUCCUCUCUCUGGACAGGCAAGGGGCCAAGAAAGUGCUGGAGAUCUACGUCAGGCGCUCGCUGAGCUGCUGUGAAAAUUCGCUGGUGGCCAAGAAGACGCUUCAGGAGGGAGCCAGAAGGCGAGGGAGGAAGGCAGGUGGGCUGCAACGGUCGAAAAGUGACUUCUGCAAGUAUUCGUGUGCUAAACUCAGCCCCAGGAAGGACCAGGAGGAGGAACCCAAAGCAUUGGACCUGGAUGAGGCUCUGGAUGAUGAGAGCAAAGCUCUCACAGAGCUCCCUAAAGAGGACCUGGAGCCCAAGAGGAAAAGCACAAAAAGCUCUUCCCAGGGCAAACCCCAACGCACCUGGUUCAAAAGUUUCUUAAAUUUCAUCUUCAAGAAAAGCCCUGAGGACCAGAAUAAAAACACAGGGCAAAAAGCAAAGGAGAAAGACGCCAAAGCUCCUUACAGCUCCAAGUCAGAAGGGGCGAAAAGACACGGAGGGGGCUUGAGCACAUCCUCGCCACUGGGCAGAGUUCCGAAGAAGAGACCCAGCCUCAAGAGGGUUUUCUCCUUCAAGAAGCACGCGGAGGAGGAGCGGGGAGAUGUGGCGACUGGCGUGAGGGCCAAGCGACCCAGCUGCCUUCCCCUGCGUCAAGUCCAGGCACCAGCCACGUCAGCAGACGUGGAGCGGCCCGACAGCUACUACGCACGUGUCUCCGAAGAGAUCGGGCUGAUCGUGCAGGGCAGCGAAUGCCAGGGGAGCAGAGCACGUGAAUGCAGGGAGCCACCACAGCCAUCCAGUGCCGAUGGGGCCGAUGAAGCCAUCAGGAGAAUCGUCGCCCUGCUCCAGAGUGCCGGAGAUGAGCUGGACAAGCAGGUGAAGGAAGAUGCACAGCUGUGGAGGUUCUUCAGAGACAUGUCCUACAGCUCCUUCAAGAACUUGGCCGAUGCCUACGUCCACAAGGAAAUGACGUCCAGCAGACCCGACGUCAACCCCCAAGAGAUCCAGUUUGCCUUUGCGGUGCACCUCACGGCCAAAGUGGCCGGCAUCUGCAACCAGGCCGUGAACAGGAUCAUGGGCUUCGGCACCCACUACCUGGAAGAUUCGUUCACACCCUUGUCCUACAGCAAAAUUCUCCAGGCAGCAGCCGCCGAGGACAGCCCGGCCGUGCCGAGGGACGUGUGUCUGGGGGACUUGCAGGCAACGUUCACCAGAGACCUGUGA
Molecule: messenger RNA, 1266 nt
Organism: Eurypyga helias (sunbittern)
Lineage: Eukaryota; Metazoa; Chordata; Aves; Eurypygiformes; Eurypygidae
Product: apoptosis facilitator Bcl-2-like protein 14
Exons: 5
Coding region: 1-1266 (421 amino acids)
Biological process (GO): regulation of apoptotic process
Source: RefSeq, a predicted model, not a curated record